AAGAAUAAACGGGAACCACUGACUAUUACGUAAACAAGCGCCUUUUAAUUUGAAAUAAAUGUUACUAACGGAUGUCGUAACAUAAUUUCCAUUGGCUUCACAUUGUCAGUAAAAGCGACGCAAGUAGCAGCUUUUCGCAGAACAUUCGAGAGGCCCCUCAUACCCCCGAGGACUUUCCAGAUAGCCCUCCCGCUGUCUCUGGCCUUACUCCCGCACUGUUUCGAACGCUAUAGGGUGUUUAACUGUGCAUCUUCGAGAACCACAAACCCAUUAAGAAGCCCAGCUGUAAUCAAUACAACACCAGCACCAGCCAUCGACCACCGUUCACUGCGGCUCUUGGACGAUCAGCGUUGUGUUUAUGUCUUUGUUUUGCAAAAACGAGCUGUUGCGCAGCCGUUGGAACCUGUGUGGUGGAAAUCUAGCCUUCAAGCAAGGAGCUUGCGGCCACAGCGGCACAACAUUUUUCAUGUCAGAGACCGAGCACGCUUGCAGUCGUUUAUGUCAUCCCCUCUUUUCCAGACAGAAGAUCCCGAAAAAUCCCCAACCAAGAUCCUUUUAUCUUACUGAUAGUGCUAACAUCAAGCCAAAAUGUCUGUCAACGUCAACCGCAGCGUGUCAGACCAGUUCUAUCGCUACAAGAUGCCCCGUCUGAUUGCCAAGGUUGAAGGCAAAGGGAAUGGAAUUAAGACGGUUAUUGUCAACAUGGUUGAUGUUGCAAAGGCACUGAACAGGCCUCCAACAUACCCAACCAAGUUUUUUGGUUGUGAACUUGGUGCUCAGACCCAGUUUGAUACCAAAAACGACCGUUACAUCGUCAACGGAUCCCAUGAGGCGAACAAGUUGCAGGACAUGCUUGAUGGGUUCAUCAGAAAAUUUGUGCUGUGUACCGAGUGUGACAACCCUGAAACUGAUUUGCAUGUCAAUCCCAGGAAACAAACUAUCGGCACUUCCUGUAAGGCCUGUGGAAACCGUGGCAUGCUAGACACUAGACACAAACUCUGCACGUUCAUCCUCAAAAACCCACCUGAGACCACUGAUAGUGGAUCGGCAUCUGCAAAGAAAGAGAAGGAGAAGAAAAACCGCAAGAAGGACAAGGAGAAUGGCUCUGGCAGCGGAGAGGCUGGGAACCAAAACAACUUUGAUGCUCCUGAAGCUGUGGAACGUGAUGACGACGAUGAGGACUGGGCAGAGGAGACUACAGAGGAGGCACAGAGGCGGCGCAUGGAGGAGAUCAGCGACCAUGCCAAGAACCUGACACUCAGUGAGGAUCUGGAGAAACCGCUGGAGGAGAGAGUCAACCUGUUUUACAACUUUGUCAAACAAAAGAAGGAAAAUAGAACCAUUGAUGCAGCUGACAAGGAGAUCUUAGCGGAGGCAGAGCGUCUGGAUGUUAAGGCCAUGGGCCCUCUCAUUCUCAGCGAGCUGCUCUUCAAUGAGAAUAUCCGUGACCAGAUUAAGAAGUACAAACGCCACUUCCUGCGCUUCUGCCACAACAACAAAAAGGCACAAAAAUACCUGUUGGGAGGCUUUGAGUGUGUCGUGAAGCUGCAUCAGGUGCAGCUCCUUUCUCGAGUUCCCAUCAUCCUCAAAGACUUGUACGAUGCUGACCUGCUUGAGGAGGACGUCAUAUUUGCCUGGGCAGAAAAGGUUUCCAAGAAGUAUGUCUCUAAGGAACUUGCCAAAGAGAUCCAUGCCAAGGCUGCUCCUUUUGUCAAAUGGCUGAAGGAGGCUGAGGAGGAGAGUGAGGGCAGCGAAGAGGAAGCGGAGGAAGAGGAUGAAAAUGUAGAGGUGGUGUACUCAUCCUCUGCCCGAGAGCUCAAAGUCGAGACUGUGAAAUCAGACGCGCCGGAAAAAGAAGAGGAUGACAUUGACAUCGAUGCGAUCUGAGAGACUGGUGUUUCUUUUUGUUGUGGCUUUGACUCUCUCAGUCCCCUCUGACCUGAAUGGCUGGCCCUCCCCCUGUUUUCCUACCUUUCCUGCCCUUACUCUUCCCAUCAUUCCUCCCAUCUCAACCCAUAAUAAUCUGCUUUGCGGCAUGACUUGUAACAGCGCUUUACUUGCUGCACAUUAACACGUUAACCCUGUAAUCUUGCAAAGUAUUAAGUUGAUCAAAUGAAGUUGCUUUGGGGAUUUUAAUCGUGGGUGUUUUGGAGACUAUUAUUCUGAUCGCACAUGUGUUUUGUUUCGUUAGUCCUAGUAUUUUCCAGUUAAUAAAGAGUGAAUGUUUUGCUAUCCACUA
Betta splendens (Siamese fighting fish) is the source of this 2239-nucleotide messenger RNA. It is a transcript of the gene eif5, whose product is annotated as eukaryotic translation initiation factor 5. The record is from RefSeq and is a predicted model, not a curated record. Bases 589 to 1887 code for a protein of 432 amino acids. The transcript is spliced from 12 exons. Gene Ontology annotation, cellular component: cytosol. Gene Ontology annotation, molecular function: translation initiation factor activity; GDP-dissociation inhibitor activity; eukaryotic initiation factor eIF2 binding. Lineage: Eukaryota; Metazoa; Chordata; Actinopteri; Anabantiformes; Osphronemidae. Gene Ontology annotation, biological process: translational initiation; formation of translation preinitiation complex; formation of cytoplasmic translation initiation complex.